Molecule: messenger RNA, 1086 nt
Organism: Canis lupus familiaris (dog)
Lineage: Eukaryota; Metazoa; Chordata; Mammalia; Carnivora; Canidae
Exons: 2
Coding region: 141-779 (212 amino acids)
Source: RefSeq, a predicted model, not a curated record
ACGUGGCUCUCCCAGAGGCCCUCGUCCAGCCAUUCCUGCUUCUGGCUCCUUGGGCCUUUCCAGAGAGCAGGGAGGAGGCCGAAGGGGGCUCGGGCUGCUAGAGGGGACUUCUGGGCCUGCAGCAGCUAGGCUCCAAGUGCAUGCUGCGCUCUGGUUUCCAUCUGCCCCGGGUCCGAGGGAGGAGCCUGGAGGGCAGGGCUGGCUGCUGGAAGCUUCAGAAACUUGGAACAGGAGGGACUUGCCAGCUGGACCCCAGCAGAUCUGGGGCCUUCGCCAAACUGAAAGCCGUGGUGUGCCAGACCAGGCCAGAUCCCCGUUCCCCGGCAGCCGGGCCAAACUUGGAGAGCCGUGGAGGGAGAGGCAGGGCACCGAGGCCAUCCAGGAAAGGUUCCAGGAUUUAUAGAAGGUGUGUCACAAACGCCACGGUGCAUCCAGAACUGGCCUUAUCACCUUCCUCCCAAGCCGCUCAUCCAUCCAUCCUCUUCCUCUCCCAAUGUCAGCUCACACUGUCACCGAGGACAGUUGCCCAAGACAGAGACUUCCGAGUCACCGUUGACACCUUUCUUUCUCUUACCUGGACAGUCUCCGGGUCUGUUCCUCCAGGGCCCAGCAGAAACUUUUUCUCAUGCCAAGUUCAUCCAGAUGUCCCCCCAUCAGCCUCCAAGUAUAACAGCCCGCCGAGGCCCCUCUGUGCUUUAAGACUGCGUGAGAAGUUGGCGCCCCCAUCCCAUCCCACUGUGACGGGAUUCAUGGUUCGUCUCCUGGUCCAGCAAAGCUAACGCUGCAAAGUGAAUUGACCAAAACUUAGUAGCUUAAGACAAAAUCACUUCAUUAUUUUUUUUUCUCCCAGCUUUGUGGGUCUACUGGACCCAAAGAGGGAUUCUCUCUCAGGUUUUUUUGUGGGGUUGCAGUCAUGGUGAAUGGAGGCGGGGCGAUCUAGAGGCUUCCUCGUGCACAUGUCUGGCAGUUGACACCGGUUGUCAGCUGGAAUCUCAGUUGGGACCGGUUGGCCAGAACACCUACGCUCGGCCUUUCAACGUGCCCUGGGCACAGCCUGGCAGCUGGAUUCCAAGAAUAAGUGUCUCU